Molecule: messenger RNA, 555 nt
Organism: Symbiodinium sp. CCMP2456
Lineage: Eukaryota; Dinophyceae; Suessiales; Symbiodiniaceae
Source: the annotation of a GenBank genome assembly
AUGUUUGCAGCCGGCUUCGGACAUGCUGAAGUCGUGCGGGUGCUCCUGGCUGCUGGCGCUCGGAAAGACGCGUGCGACGACGUCUCCGGCCACACGGCGUUAAUGAGAGCUUCAAUUAACGGACAUGCGAAAGUCGCAGAAUUUCUCCUGGAGGCCAGGGCUCAGGUGAACUUGUGUGACAAGGAGCUCGGGACGCCCCUGAUCUUUGCGGCAAGCUUGUGCCACGCUCCAGUCGUGCAGUUGCUCCUGGCAGCCGGCGCGAACCCAAACUUGAGCGACAGCUACAACUUGACAUCCUUGAUGCAGGCGGCAAUCAACGAUCAUGCUCCAGUCGUGCAGUUGCUUCUGGAAGCUGGAGCUGUAGUGGAUGCACUUGAUAAUUGGGGCAGAACUGCCCUGAUGGGUGCAGCAAUUUCUGGUCAUGCUCAAGUCGUGCAGCUGCUCUUGGAUGCGGGAGCUCAGAAGGACUUGCGUGACGGUGACGGCCGUACGGCUUUGAUGCUGGCAACAGACGCAGGACAGGAUGAAGUCCGGCGAUUGCUGGAGCCCAACUGA